Messenger RNA from Elephantulus edwardii (Cape elephant shrew), 1104 nucleotides. RefSeq names its product nephrosis 2, idiopathic, steroid-resistant (podocin) (gene NPHS2). The transcript has 7 exons. Bases 1 to 1104 code for a protein of 367 amino acids. Gene Ontology annotation, cellular component: plasma membrane. The record is from RefSeq and is a predicted model, not a curated record. NCBI's taxonomy places the organism in Eukaryota, Metazoa, Chordata, Mammalia, Macroscelidea, Macroscelididae.
AUGGAGAAGAGAGCGCGGAGCUCCUCCAAGGAGGCCCGCGAGAGAGGUGGCAGGUCGCCCCACAGAGAGAACAAGCGAGGGAAGGCGGAGAAGGGGAGCGCGGCCCGCGCGCGCAGUGAGGCACGGCCUGAGCGGCCAGGAUCCCGGCGGGCGCGGAGCCCCGGGGAGCCCCGCGCGCCCGCCGCCACCGUGGUGGACGUGGACGAGGUCCGCUCCGGCGACGAGGGCACCGAGGUGGUGGCGCAGAUAGAGAGCGAGCGGCCAGAGGAAGGUACCAAAGCUUCUGGUUUAGGGGCCUGUGAGUGGCUUCUUGUCCUCAUGUCUCUUCUGCUCAUCAUUGUGACCUUCCCCUUUUCUAUCUGGUUCUGCAUAAAGAUACUCACCCUUAACUGCCCUCUCCUAGGCCUUUUCUUCCUUCUGCCCUGCCUGGACACAUACCACAAAGUUGAUCUUCGCCUCCAAACCCUGGAGAUUCCCUUCCAUGAGGUUGUGACCAAAGACAUGUUUAUAAUGGAAGUAGAUGCCAUUUGUUACUACCGAAUGGAAAACGUCUCUCUCCUGCUAAGCAGCCUUGCUCAUGUGUCCAAAGCUAUCCAAUUCCUGGCGCAAACCACCAUGAAACGUCUCCUAGCCCAUCGAUCCCUCACGGAAAUUCUUCUUGAGAGAAAGGGCAUUGCUCAAGAUAUAAAGGUCGCCUUGGAUUCUGUCACCUGCAUUUGGGGAAUCAAAGUGGAGAGAACAGAAAUUAAGGAUGUGAGGUUGCCAGCGGGGCUUCAGCACUCACUGGCUGUGGAAGCAGAAGCUCAAAGACAGGCCAAAGUACGGAUGAUUGCUGCAGAAGGGGAGAAGGCUGCCUCUGAGUCUCUGAGGAUGGCAGCAGAGAUUCUGUCAGGGACCCCAGCCGCUGUGCAGCUCCGAUACCUCCACACCCUUCAAGCUUUGUCCACAGAGAAACCUUCCACUGUGGUCUUACCUCUGCCAUUUGACCUGCUAAACUGCCUGUCUUCUCCCAGCAACAGAACUCAAGGAAGUAUUCCCCUUCCACAUUCUUCAAAAUCCUUUGAGCCACUGAAUCCUAAAAAGAAAGACUCUCCCAUGUUAUAG